Messenger RNA from Adineta ricciae, 1494 nucleotides. The record is from the annotation of a GenBank genome assembly. Lineage: Eukaryota; Metazoa; Rotifera; Eurotatoria; Adinetida; Adinetidae.
AUGAGUAGUAAUGAGCCAAAUGUUGAGUCUACGCAAGCAGAUAUUGAUGAAUCUAAUGUGUCUUCGGGUAAACCGAAAUUUCGAAUCUGUUGUAUUGGUGCUGGCUAUGUAGGAGGUCCAACUUGUGCAAUUAUUGCCAGCAAAUGUCCAAAUGUUCAGGUAACUGUUGUUGAUGUUAGUGCUGAACGGAUAUCAGCGUGGAAUUCAGAUGCUUUGCCAAUCUUUGAGCCAGGACUGGACGAAAUUGUCCGCAAAAUUCGCAAUCGAAAUUUAUUCUUUUCGACUGAUACAGAAAAAGCAAUCCAAGAAGCUGAUCUGAUUUUCAUUAGUGUCAACACGCCGACUAAAUCCUUUGGAUUUGGUACUGGUCGUGCUGCUGAUCUGCGUUUUGUCGAAGAAGCUGCUCGUCAGAUCGCUCACAUUUCGACGAGUAACAAGAUCGUUGUCGAGAAAUCAACAGUGCCUGUGAAAGCAUGCGAAUCGAUCAAGACAAUUUUAAAAACGAACAAGCAACGUGGUGUCAGUUAUCAAGUUCUUUCCAAUCCGGAAUUUCUUGCCGAAGGUUCAGCUAUUCAUGACCUUCUUGCUCCUGAUCGUGUCUUGAUCGGUGGAGAUGAAACAAUUGAAGGUUCAUUAGCGAUUAAAAAGUUGUCUUGGAUCUAUGAACAUUGGGUUCCAAAAGAAAAAAUCCUUACCACAAACACAUGGUCAUCCGAAUUGUCGAAAUUAGUAGCAAAUGCAUUUCUUGCUCAACGCAUUUCAAGUAUCAAUACAAUCUCUGCUAUCUGUGAGUCUACAGGUGCAUCUGUAAGCGAAGUAGCUAAAGCUGUUGGACUCGAUUCACGUAUCGGACCGAAAUUUCUCAAUGCUAGUAUCGGGUUCGGCGGUAGUUGUUUUCAAAAGGAUGUUUACAAUCUAAUCUAUUUGGCUGAAUCUCUCAAACUUGAACCUGUUGCACAGUAUUGGCUGCAGGUGAUAAAAAUCAAUGAUUGGCAACGUGAACGUUUCGCUCAGAUGAUCGUUCAAAACCUCUUCGGAAGUGUCAGUGGAAAAAAAAUCGCUAUCUAUGGCUUUGCUUUCAAAAAAGAUACAGCGGAUACUCGAGAAUCAUCGAGUAUCUACGUUUGUCGAUAUUUGAUUGCUGAAGGUGCAUCUUUACAUAUCUAUGAUCCGAAGGUGACAUCGGACAGGAUUCAUUUGGACUUAUCCGAACAAACAGGUUUAAGUGAACGAGAGUUACGAAAUCAUGUGAAAAUUGCCAACGAACCAUACGAAGCAGCUAAAGAUUCCCAUGCCAUAGUUAUCUGUACUGAAUGGGACGAAUUUACAAAACUAGAUUACGAAUUAAUCUACAGUACAAUGCAAAAACCUUCAUUUUUAUUCGACGGUCGACUUAUACUUGAUCAUGAUCACCUGGUGAGCAUGGGAUUCAAUGUGUUUUGUGUUGGGAAAAAACCUCCGAAGAAUCAAUUUCUCAAUCAAAGUCCUCUUUAA